Populus trichocarpa (black cottonwood) is the source of this 1482-nucleotide messenger RNA. RefSeq names its product receptor-like protein Cf-9 homolog. Gene Ontology annotation, molecular function: protein binding. The coding region runs from base 82 to 1482 and encodes 466 amino acids. Lineage: Eukaryota; Viridiplantae; Streptophyta; Magnoliopsida; Malpighiales; Salicaceae. The transcript is spliced from 2 exons. The record is from RefSeq and is a predicted model, not a curated record.
AUAAGUAGGCUUUCAGGUUUAAACGAUCUCGACUUAUCUCAUAACUUGCUCAAUGGAACAAUUCCAUCCUCCUUGUUUUCUAUGCCUUCUUUGCAGGCUCUUCUUCUUCACAAUAACCUACUAUAUGGCCAGAUAAGUCCGUUCCUUUGUAAUUCAUUACAAUAUAUCGAUUUCAGUCAUAACAGGUUGUAUGGCCAGAUUCCACCUUCAGUUUUCAAGCUUGAGCAUUUGAGAGCUCUUAUGCUUUCCUCCAAUUAUAAACUGACCGGGAACAUCUCCUCUGUCAUUUGUGAGCUGAAGUUCCUAGAGAUUCUAGACUUGUCCAACAAUAGCUUUAGUGGAUUCAUCCCACAAUGCUUGGGAAACUUCAGUGAUGGACUCUUAGUGUUGCAUCUUGGUGGCAACAAUCUCCAUGGCAAUAUCCCUUCAAUCUAUUCAGAGGGGAACGAUUUGAGAUAUCUCAACUUCAAUGGCAACCAAUUGAAAGGGGUGAUACCACCAUCCAUCAUCAAUUGUGUGAAUUUAGAAUUUCUGGAUCUCGGUAACAACAUGAUUGAUGACACAUUCCCUUCCUUUUUAGAAAUGCUUCCACAGUUGGAGGUUGUUAUUCUAAGGUCAAAUAAAUUCCAUGGUUCUUUUAAGGGUCCAACUGUCAAGGACUCUUUUUCUAAAUUACAGAUUUUUGACCUCUCCAACAACAGCUUGAGUGGUCCGUUGCCAACAGAGUAUUUCAACAACUUCAAAGCCAUGAUGAGCGUUGAUCAGGAUAUGGAUUACAUGAGGCCAAAAAAUAAAAAUAUAUCUACUUCUUAUGUUUAUUCUGUAACUUUGGCAUGGAAAGGUUCGGAGAUUGAGUUUUCUAAAAUUCAAAUUGCCCUCGCAACACUUGAUUUAUCCUGCAAUAAAUUCACGGGAAAGAUUCCAGAGUCCCUCGGGAAGCUUAAAUCUCUGAUACAGCUCAACCUUUCUCACAACAGCCUCAUCGGUUAUAUCCAGCCAUCACUUGGGAAUUUAACUAAUCUGGAAUCGCUGGAUCUCUCCUCAAAUCUGCUUGCUGGAAGGAUUCCUCAACAACUGGUAGAUUUAACAUUUCUUCAAGUCCUCAACCUUUCGUAUAACCAACUUGAGGGACCCAUACCUGUAGGUAAGCAGUUCAACACAUUUGAAAUUGGUUCAUACGAAGGGAACUUGGGAUUAUGUGGACUUCCCUUGCAAGUAAAAUGCAACGAAGGUGAGGGGCAACAACCGCCACCAUCAAACUUCGAGAAAGAAGAUUCAAUGUUUGAAGAAGGAUUUGGAUGGAAAGCUGUAGCAAUGGGUUAUGGAUGUGGAUUUGUAUUUGGAGUCUCUAUAGGAUACGUUGUAUUUAGAGCAAGAAAACCUGCAUGGUUUGUGAAGAUGGUUGAAGCCAGUGCCCAUCAAUAUGGAAAAAGGCUUAGAAGGAAGAAUGCUCCGGCCAGAAAUGGUGGAAGACGACACUAG